Molecule: messenger RNA, 1569 nt
Organism: Lottia gigantea (owl limpet)
Lineage: Eukaryota; Metazoa; Mollusca; Gastropoda; Lottiidae
Exons: 2
Coding region: 1-1569 (522 amino acids)
Molecular function (GO): heme binding; iron ion binding; oxidoreductase activity, acting on paired donors, with incorporation or reduction of molecular oxygen
Source: RefSeq, a predicted model, not a curated record
AUGUGGGGAAGAAAUGUUAAACAUGCAGCGAAUUACCUUAAAAGAUGCUCGAUCUCGACCAGUUUGGGUAUCUCCAGAUCAGAAGGCCGUGCUGUUAAUAGUAAUGAUGUAUCAGACUAUAACCAAGCUUUACCAUUUGAAGAUAUUCCUGGUCCUCGAGGUAUCAAAUAUCUUGGAACUUUACAUCACUAUAUGACUGGUAGAUUAGAUAAAUAUAAAUAUCAAGAUAUUUUAGAAGAAUACUUUUCUAAAUAUGGUCCCAUCUUUAAAGAAACACUAUUUGGUAGCACCAUAGUACAUGUUUGUGAUCCGAAGAUGUUCGAAGUUAUUUACCAAGAUGAAGGUAAAUACCCAGAGAUUGAGCCUCUUGUGGAACCGUCGCAAAAGUUUCGCGGAGAAGGUGAUUUGUCUUUAGGUCUUGGGAACUCAAAUGGUGAAAAAUGGUACAAUCUUCGAGCAAUCGUACAAAAAAGCAUGCUGAAGCCCGCGGAAGUUUCCAGUCAUCUUCAAAUUAUAAACGAGAUAGCUAAUGAUUUCGUGGAUAAAACUUUACAUAAAGGAUAUAGUGACGAUUUUCUUUUGGAUACUUCAAUAUGGAAGCUUGAAUCUGGUGGUGCAUUAAGCUUCGGUAAGCGACCCGGGUAUCUUGAAUGUGGAUCGGCUCAGGAAAUGGAAGCUAUGAAGCUUGUCAAGAUGGUGGAUAAUACGUUCACUUUAGCAACAGAUUUAAAAUUCUCGUUUCCUUUAUACAAGUAUAUUAAAACACCAGCUUAUAAAGCCUUGCUUGACUCGGAACAGUAUAUUAAUGACGUCACUUCCGUUUAUCUUUCCGAAACCUUAAAACAUAUUGAGACAGAACUUGAAAGGACAGACGACUUCAAUGACAUUCAAAAUACUUAUCGUUUUCUAUAUUCAUUGUUAGGUCAUAAGAAUUUAUCUAAGAAAGAUAUGGAAGUGAUAGUAUUAUCAAUGUUUAUAGAUGGACUAAGAACCGUGGUUCCUGUUUUAAUAUCAGUUUUAUUCUGUUUAUCACAGUCUCCUAGAGUCCAGGAGAAACUGUUCACAGAAAUCUACAACGUGUUGGAAGACAGAAAAUAUAUAGCAGCAUCUGAUAUAGCUCAAUUGCCGUAUCUGAAAGCCUGCGUCAAAGAGACGUUUCGGUUGUAUCCAAUUGGUCUUGAAAUUUCACGAAUCAACCAAAAUGACAUGGUUUUAGGUGAAUACAAGAUUCCAUCCGGUACAAAGCUAAAUUUAAACAAUUUUGUCUUAAAUAGAGAUCCAAAUAUAUUUGCCAAUCCAGAAGCAUUUGUCCCCGAGCGAUGGUUGCGCGGUUCGGAACAUGCCGUGGACGCACAUCCCUAUUUGCUGCUACCGUUUGGUAGAGGACCUCGAAUGUGUGUAGGAAGAAGAUUCGCCGAGCAAGAUCUUUAUGUUUUAAUCAGUAAACUUAUUCAGAAUUGUGAACCUCACUGGACAGGCGAGAAAUACGAACAUCAGUUCAAAAUACUAGUGUAUCCAGCUUGCCCAGUAAAAUUUCAGUUUAAACCUCGUCAAAGUUCAUCUAAGUAA